UGUGUGUGUGUGUGUGUGUGUGUGUGUGUGUGUGUGUGUGUGUGUGUGUGUGUGUGUGUGUGUGUGUGUGUGAGUGUGGGUGUGUGUGUGUGUGUACCGCAGCACUGACUUGUGAAUGUUCCUUCAGACUCCAGUUUGCCAAGCAGGACGCAGACAGGCUGUCAGAUGCUGUGAUCAGAGCAAGCACCUGGAAACCCUUCAGUUUCUCGUAUGGCUGAAGAUGAAGACGGUUCUUGAACCUAUGCCUAUGACGAUGAACCCCAACACGGCGCAUCCCGAGCUGUUCUUGUCAGAUGACCUGAUGACGGUGACCUUCAUCAAGGACAACCCUGAACGCUUUGACCUGUACCACAGUGUAAUGGCAAACGAGGGCUUCGACUGUGGCAUUCACAGCUGGGAGGUGGAGGUUGGUAACACCUCGCGCUGGAUAGUGGGCGUCAUGGCCGAAUCUGCCCAGCGCACGGGCGACUUCUCAGCCCAGAAGGGCCGCUGGUUCCUGUGGAACAACAACGGGCUGUACCACGCCCGCUGCACGCCUCUCGACCCAUCUGAGGUCAAGCCAGAGAAGAUGCCCACGAGGAUCAGGGUGUGGCUGGACUUUGGAGCUGGAGAGAUCAGCUUCUACGACCCUGAAAACAACGUACACCUGCACACGCUCAAAGAGCCGUUCUACGAGAAGGUCUUCCCCUAUUUUAACACACUCUCCGCACUUAGGAUCGUGCCCAUAAAGCAGCCGUUGUGGGGUCAGGCUCCUGAGUCCGAGCAAGAUUAGCCUUCGGACGACCGUCUUGAGAUGUUAGUCCGACCAAACAACGUGCCAACAACGACUGAAUCUCAAAACCGUCAGACCAAUGUUGUCAGAUGAUAGUACUAUGUAAGUCCAAUCAAUUUGCAAUCACGUCUUCGGAAAUACUCGGAGUCUCUCGCCUCAACUUGGCUGCAUUUGUCGCAGAGCACUGAUGACACCAGAUUCAGCUUCAGUGAUUACAUCUUUAUCAAAGCCAAUAAAUGUUCUCAACACAACCAUGUCCCGGAAUUAACCCCUUUAAACAAAGUUACCAAAUGUUGCAUUACAUGUCACUACAUAUUUAUUUUAUUUAGGUCUUGUACAAUGUUUUGAUAAAUAUAGUACAACUACUUUGUGUGUCUGUGAGGGAAUUGUUGGGUGGAAAAAACGACGAGCCAAGCCCAGGCUCCGCAUGGUUCAACUAGGCAAGAGAGUUGUGCAGGGCACAGCUCCACAAACGCACACAACAGCGCGUGGAAAUGGUCGGA
Molecule: messenger RNA, 1275 nt
Organism: Engraulis encrasicolus (European anchovy)
Lineage: Eukaryota; Metazoa; Chordata; Actinopteri; Clupeiformes; Engraulidae
Product: zinc-binding protein A33-like
Exons: 3
Coding region: 116-772 (218 amino acids)
Biological process (GO): protein ubiquitination
Cellular component (GO): cytoplasm
Molecular function (GO): ubiquitin protein ligase activity; protein binding
Source: RefSeq, a predicted model, not a curated record